AUGGCCGAAAUGAAACAGCAGCCAGCAGUACAACUGGUAUCUCCCGUAGCACAGGCGACCGAAAUCGCCAAGUCAGAAGUAAAACGUAAGAAGGAAGAAGAGGGUGAAACUCGUAAGAAGGGCAGUGGAAACACGAAAAAACGAAUCAGUUAUCUCUACAAAGCCUACAUAGACACGAUUUUAAAGUCAAACCGAGACAUACAGAAAAAUCUGUUAACAAGUCAACUUUAUUAUAAAGAUACCGGAAACGUUGGCACCAAUGACGGUAAAACAGGAAAUAAUAACGGGUUGUUUUUCAGAUGUGCGCUAUUUAAAGGUAGUAAAAUUGUGGAAAUGGAAGGACCAUUACAUAUUGAUUUGUUUCAACAACCCAGAUUACUCAUCAAUGGAGUCGCUGUAGGCAUUAAACUACAUCUUAACCGUGACGCCUUCACAUUAAUCGCUGACAACCCUUCUCCUGACUAUCGCGUGAAAAUAGCGGACGCUUAUUUCAAAUUCUGUAUUCAGCGGAUGAAAAGUGACGUCUUAGUAGCGCACGACAAUCUCAUUCAAGACAUGUCAGCCAUUUACCCUUACUUACGUACAGAGAUCAAGACGACGUCCAUUGCUUCGGGUCAAUUUAGUUACAGCGCAGACGAUAUAUUUCAAGGACUUGUACCAUGUAAAUUGAAAGUAUGCCUCGUUCCUAGUGUGGCAUUUAAUGGCGAUUAUGCACACAACCCAUUCAACUUCAAGCAUUAUAACUGUACUUCCAUCGGCCUAUACGUCGAUGGACAAUCCGUGCCUUCACAGCCGAUGCAACCAAAUUAUUCGGCGGAUCAAUACAUGGAGUGUUAUAGAACAUUGACUCUGUUUAGGAACGACAUUAACAUUUCAGACCAAGAUUAUAAGAAGGGAUUUUGUCUGCACGCUAUUGAUGUAGAUCCUUACUACUCAUUUAGCACUAAAAAGAAGGGACAUUGUCGACUAGAAAUCAUAUUUGCUGAGGCAUUACCAGAGAGUGUGACACUGAUUAUGUACGCCACGUUCCCAGAAGUACUCCAUAUCAACAGUGCCAGGGGAGUCUAUUUCAAAUGA
Molecule: messenger RNA, 1077 nt
Organism: Mercenaria mercenaria
Lineage: Eukaryota; Metazoa; Mollusca; Bivalvia; Venerida; Veneridae
Exons: 2
Coding region: 1-1077 (358 amino acids)
Biological process (GO): deoxyribonucleotide biosynthetic process
Cellular component (GO): cytosol
Molecular function (GO): ribonucleoside-diphosphate reductase activity, thioredoxin disulfide as acceptor
Source: RefSeq, a predicted model, not a curated record